Messenger RNA from Mizuhopecten yessoensis (Yesso scallop), 435 nucleotides. Its product is annotated as ficolin-3-like. The transcript has 4 exons. NCBI's taxonomy places the organism in Eukaryota, Metazoa, Mollusca, Bivalvia, Pectinida, Pectinidae. The annotation marks the transcript as partial. The record is from RefSeq and is a predicted model, not a curated record.
AUGGAUACUGCAGGUGGACCUUGGACGGUAGUUACCAAUAGAUACGACGGUUCUGUAGGCUUUAACAAAUCAUGGGACAGCUACAGAAUUGGGUUUGGAACAUUGACAGGAGAGUUCUGGAUAGGGUUUGCGAAAUACAGGAUUCUACAGUUGUUAAACCUGAAAAUGCGGAUCGAAAUGGGUGGAUGGGAUGGUUCCCUGAAGUAUGUGGAAUACACGUCGCUGACAGUUUCUCAUGAGUCGUCUUAUUAUACCUUGUCAUAUACGGGAUUCAGCACCCCUCAUGGAUUAGCUGAUCAGCUCGCUGACCAUUAUAACGAGCCAUUUACCACGUACGACAAUGAUAAUGACGACUUUGAAAACAACUGUGCUGAUGCGGCGAACGGAGCCUGGUGGUAUUACGAUUGUUAUGACUCUAACCUCUUCGGCGGUUAU